CUUAUUUGUAACGACAGUGACGAAUCUGCCGAUGUGAAGCAAGCAGCGGAUACCUGUUCUGUUCUCACAUGUCCUUCACAUCCUGAGCUCUGACAGCAAAGCAGCCUCUGCACUAUCAAUCAAUGAAAACGACGAGAUCUCCACUGUAUUGUAACUAUGGCAGCUCAGGUCACUGAAUCAGACCAGAUCAAACAGUUCAAAGAAUUUCUGGGAACCUACAAUAAACUGACAGAGAACUGCUUCAUGGAUUGUGUGAAAGAUUUCACUACAAGAGAGGUCAAGCCAGAAGAGACUACAUGUUCUGAGAGCUGCUUACAGAAGUAUCUGAAGAUGACGCAGAGGAUCUCCAUGCGCUUUCAGGAAUAUCACAUCCAGCAGAACGAAGCACUGGCUGCUAAAGCUGGUUUAUUAGGACAGCCACGAUGA
Messenger RNA from Carassius carassius (crucian carp), 426 nucleotides. It is a transcript of the gene timm9, whose product is annotated as translocase of inner mitochondrial membrane 9 homolog. Bases 157 to 426 code for a protein of 89 amino acids. The record is from RefSeq and is a predicted model, not a curated record. The transcript is spliced from 4 exons. NCBI's taxonomy places the organism in Eukaryota, Metazoa, Chordata, Actinopteri, Cypriniformes, Cyprinidae.